GAGGAGAGAGAGAAUGUGUGACUGACUGAACAGUCUGGCCCCACCAAACUGGCUUGUGGUUCAGUCUUCAGAUUUCUUUGUGGGGGUGGCAUCUACAUUUGCACCCCACCAUUAUCAUCAUGAUAUUCUGGAUACUCGCUGCUCUCAGCUUCAUUCAAGCUGCUGAAAUAACAGAAAACAAGAUUUUAGUGGAACAGCCACCUCGAAUCAUGGCAGCUAAUGAAAAUGCUACCUUGGCUUGCAAAUAUGCCUAUAAUGGAACUGGGAACGAAUUCAGAGCAUCACUGAAUAAAGGAACAGACAGAGCAGUUGAAGUCUGCUCUGUUUCCUGGAAUGGUUCCUUCCAUAACCAUCAUUCAAAUAAAGAUUUCAACUGCCUUGUUGCAGUUGAUAGCAAUAAAAAGGAAGUGAAUUUCAGUCUUUGGAAGCUGAAUACUGACCAAACAGAUAUUUACUUCUGCAAAAUUGAGGUCAUGUUUCCACCUCCUUACAUCUCCAAUGACAAGAGCAAUGGGACUGUCAUUCACGUGAAAGAGAAGCUCUUCCAAUUACCAGUAUUUCAAUCUGCAACACCCUUUUGGGCUGUGGUGGUGACUCUUGGAUUUCUGGCUUUCUACAGUGUGCUAAUAACUGCGGCAUUUGUUAUCUGCUGGUGGAAAAACAAGAAGAACAGAAUCUUGACGAGUGACUACAUGAACAUGACGCCACGCCAUCCUCCUGGUCCAAAGAACAAGCAUUAUCAACCCUAUGCACCAACUCGGAUACACACGGAAUACCGCUCUUGGGAACCAUGACUAUCUGCUUACCAAGCUGCUAAUAUCGCUGGUGUGCUUUUACUCUGCCACGUGCACUUCGACGUGAAAGGACAGCCUGCCAUUAGUUUGUCAUAUCUGUUAUAUUUGAUGACAUCAUAGCAAGUACCGGUCAAACUUAAAACUGUGUAAAAGUAGGUUGUUUUCUAUGAUGGCUGAAAACUAGCUACAACUCAUGUUCAAGCUUGAUGGUGGGUAAGGGGGAAAGAUAACACUGGAUCCAGUACAGGGUAUAUUGUUCACCGUUGCAACUACCAAUCUUUCCCAAUCACUUUUGCCUUAUAUUGAACAUUAAUUUCUAGUCAGAAGUAUGUUUAACUUGGAGAAUUAUAAAUCUCUGAAAUACAGUCCUAAUUGGUUACCAUUACAUAUGGUACCAAGCAAACUGUUGAUGUAAAAAUUGGUCCCCUCUCACUUCAAAGAGGAGAACCCAGUUUCAAGUUCCAAACAUGUGCUUAAAAGAACAGGAAAGGGUUUCAGCUGUAGGGAAAAGUCAGCUGCUAGCCAUGUGGACUAUUAGAUUAUUCCACAGAUGGGCUGUAAUGACAGAACCAGGACACUCAAAAUCCACUAUACAUUGAAAGUGCAAUUCUUAAAUUCUUAAACUGGUUACUGUGUAAUAUCUGUAGGGGAAGAGGGCCCCCUAUGAAACUAUUUCAUACAGUGAGAAAGCAACAAUCUGCAAGGCAGGUCUGGAACAACAGGGGAUGAAGAAAGAUCUGCAGUCAUCACGAAGAGAACGCUUUUGAAUUAAGUUGGCCUACAACAAGAAAACACCAGGACUUGGCCAAAGUCAUAGGAGAAGCAGGUGAGAAAAUCCUCAUUAGAGUUUACUGAGGGUAGAAUUUCAAAAGUGGGCCGGAUUUUUGAGUGCCCAGCACACACAAUCGGGGCCAGAUUUUUAGCUGAGCUGAGAACCCAGUGUGCACACAACAUGCUGAGCUCUCCUGAAAAUCUGUCCAUGUAUUCUGGUGCCUAAAUAGCAGCUGAGCUUUUUUAAAAAUCUGGCCACAAUGUUGUGUGAUCAGAUCAUUUGAAAUUUGCUCCUACACACCCUAUCAUUGGAGGGUCUGAGUGACCUCAACGCCCAUUGCAGUCAAGAGGAACUGAAAGCUCUCAGCACUUUACAGGAGCUGUUCAGUACCUUGAAGGAUCAGGCUCUGACUGGGGCCUACUGUUCUUAUAUAGACUUUUCUCUAGGCAUGUUCCAUGGAGGAGUAAAACAAGGGCUAGAAUAAAACUCGUUCAGUGAUCAUAGAAUAUCAGAGUUGGAAGGGACCUCAGGAGGUCAUCUAGUCCAACCCCCUGCUCAAAGCAGGACCAAUCCCCAAAUCGUCCCCUCAAGGAUUGAACUCACAACUCUGGGUUUAGCAGACCAAUGCUCAAAGCACUGAGCGAUCCCUGCUCCAGUGAUUUUCAUGUGACGUGUUUCUUUUAAUGAUGAUUCCAAAACUGCAGUAGGGUCAGCUCAACACAAAAGCUAUUCCCAAGCUUAGAAGAAGAGGUUCCUUUACCGGUUCCCUCCAAUCCUUCGAAAGCUGAGCAAAAGACAGAAUUUCUGUCCAUGCGAAAAUUCUGAUAAUUCUACGUUUGUUGUCACCUUGAACCAGAACAAAAAGAUCCCUGGCUUUGAUCUUCCAUAAAGCUUAUGGGCAACCCUAAACCACCUCCACACAAACCAUGGCAGAUGCGGAUACUUGAUGCACAAAUGGAACAUUAAAAACUCUCUGGUGUGCGCCUGCGGUCACCCAGAACAGACCACACAACAUAUAACAACUCAAUCUCUGAUUCAGAAAUACAAAGGAGGCCUCACAGCGAAUACUCCGCCACUCUUGAUGCAAUUACUUGACAACCACCUAAAUGUAAAAUUAUAGUUGUUGCUCUAUAUGUACACAUCAGCCAUAUAAGAAGGACAAAAAUUUGAAAUACCAAAGUUUUUCACGGAGCAGAAAUUCCAAAAAAUUUUGAUCCAGAAAUGGUGAAACAGUCCAAGUCAACAUUUUCAAUAGAAAUGCAAUGUUCUGACAUUCCUGACUCAAACUGUUUCAUUAAAUUUUGUUGAUCUGCCUGGAAAUGCAUACUUUUAAAUCAGUUUAGUAUUAAACUGCAUUUUCUUACAGAGCCACAUUGCCGCACUGGAAUUCAGUUCAGGAGUCUGAUGCCCUUGUUCUCAACUAUGGACUAGGCAUCCUGGCUGGACUACAUUUCCCAUGAUACAACAGCAGUAAUGUGAGUCCCAUGACAGACUACUCAGCUUGGUCAGAGAGGAGACAGUGUUGCAUCAUGGGAAAUAUAGUCAGGCCAGGAAAGGUAGGGGGUGGAGGCAAGCUCUGAGUCCCAUGAGCCAACGUAGCAAAACAGGGAAAUGCAAUUUAAUGUUGAACCGACUCAAAAUGAAACAUUUCUGGUCAGUUUAAUAAAUAGAAAUAUACCAAUUUAGGAUGAACCAGCCCUAAGCUAAAUAUUUUGAUCUGGCUUCCAAAGGGAAGGAAAAAAAAUCAGAAAUUCAGGAAAAUUAAAAUUUUCCUACAAAAAAUAUUUUUUGCAGAAAUUGCAUUUCCUGUCAGAAAAUCAUUCUGACAGAAGAUUCCUGAUCAGACAUAAUUCCAUCCUGUCUAAUUUAAAACUAUACAGGGUUAAGUGCUUAAAUAUGCCCCAAGGAAUAAUUUUGUGUAAAUAAGGGUAGGAAGACCCAAUGGGGCUUUUCCUUCUUCCCUUUCUGGGCUCGACUGUAUCCAUUGCAGGAAGCUCAUAACUCCAUUGUCCCAGGAGCAAGGCAGGAACUGUGCUCAGAUGCUGAGAGUCACAGUCUGGUCCCUGCUUCUUCCUUGUGCCAUAGGAGAAAUGAGCUGUGCCACUCCUUUUGCUGCUGCAGCCUACUUUCUCUGAACUAGCUCCAGUGCACUGGCUGGUACCUUGGGAGGGGUGGAGCCAAAGCAGCCUGACCACUCCCUGCCUCUGCGUUCGCAGCCUGACCACUCCCUGCCCACCUGCAUGGAUGGGGGGAACAGCAGCCCAGUGGCAGCUACUUGCCCCACCGUGUAGGGACUAGCAAUUUGGGUGGCCUGUGCAGCAGAGUAAAGGGAUUUCUUACUCCCCCUGCAGAAGCUUGCAGUAGAACUCACGAGUGAGUCCUCCAUGAUAAUUUUACAGAUAUUAUCAUAUAAUCACUGACUGCAUCUUCUGACUGGCCUUCCGAGCCAGAAGUCACUGCCAAGUACUUCAUCCUGUAAUUUAACAGAGUGCUGCAAUUAGAAUAUACUGUGAAAAAAACGUCUUUUACUCUGGCACAAGUAUAGCAGACAAAUAUGUACAGAAAGCAAUAAUACACAGGGGCAAAAAUUUCUGUUUUAAAAUUACAUAUGGAUUUCCAGACCCGAGAAGUGUGUGUAUUUCACUGUAUCCACAUGCCUCAGAGUUUUUAUUGUACUUUUAUAAUCUUUUAAAAUUGUUAAAUAGAUGCUGUAAAUUAAACUUUGAAUACUU
Gopherus flavomarginatus (Mexican gopher tortoise) is the source of this 4298-nucleotide messenger RNA. It is a transcript of the gene CD28, whose product is annotated as CD28 molecule. Bases 120 to 794 code for a protein of 224 amino acids. NCBI's taxonomy places the organism in Eukaryota, Metazoa, Chordata, Testudines, Testudinidae. Gene Ontology annotation, cellular component: external side of plasma membrane; membrane. Gene Ontology annotation, biological process: positive regulation of T cell proliferation; T cell costimulation; T cell receptor signaling pathway. The transcript has 4 exons. The record is from RefSeq and is a predicted model, not a curated record.